AUUCGUUACUCUUUUAAUAGUCAGUUGCAAUAGUUGGUAGCUCUUUUUUUUAUUUGUUUACAAGCAAUGUGUAUCGCUGAAUAAGGAUAGAAGCGAAGGGCGUCACCCCAAUCCCGCCACCCACAAGCACGGCAACCUCAAACUGAUACCAGUCUUGAUGGCCUUCACCAAACGGUCCCUCUAUGCGAAUCUGCUGGAACAGAGAAGUGCAGGAUGAUCCUCUUACCUUGUGCUGCAGUCCAGCUUGUGUCAUCAUGUCUUCGACGAUGUUGUUCAGAUCGCCUUCCUUCACGUCUGUGCUCACCGUCUCGAUCAAGGACCUGGCUCGGAGAUUCACACCCGAAACAGCGAGCGAGCUGUGCAAGAAGGGAAGCUGGCAGAUAAAGCAGCAGGAAGUGCCGUGUGGCAACACUCGUUGCAGCUGUGGCCUGAGACAGGAAGUGGUUUCCAGUGGAAGGCUGCAGACAUGCUACACUCUCGUAUCUCCCAGCUAGACUGGUGUUAGUGGAACGUACAAGCGAAGAUUAUAUCAUCAAGCCUUGGUGUAAUGCUACGGACACUAUGUACAGCUUAUCAGAAAAAGUGUGGUGGUUUUCACUGCUCUCUCGUUUGUUUGUUCUGACUCUCUCAGCAUUAGCAAAUGUGCUUUUACCCAACCAUGAACCUGGGGUGUUUCUCAGCCCAAAGGACCCCCUGGACACUAGAAAAUCAGUAGCUGAUGACGUUGUAGAGGUUUUGUUUGGUGGCUUGUUGCGUUGGGAUGCCCAGUAUUUCCUCCAUAUCGCAAAGUAUGGCUACACGUACGAAAACUGCUUGGCUUUUUUCCCCCUGUACCCACUGCUGGUGCGGUAUUUUGCUUUGCUCCUACACCACGCACUGUAUUCUGUCCUCUCUUACCAUUCCGUUGUUACGAUUAGUGCGGUCAUCAUCAACUUGGUUGCUUUCGUGCAGUCUGCCGUUGUGCUGUUCAGACUGGGCUUGUGUGUGUUGAAAGAUGAAGCCUAUUCUUAUAAGGCAGCCAUUUUGUACUGCGUGAACCCUGCCAGCAUUUUCUUCUCAGCUCCUUAUUCGGAGAGCUUAUUCGCUUUGUUAACAUUUUAUGGCAUGCUGAAGUGUGUGAAAACAAAAGGUGGCGAAGAAUUGUCUCUUCAGUGCGGGCUUCUGUUUGGUCUUUCGGCUGUCUGCAGAUCAAAUGGACUCCUAAACGUUGGCUUCAUAGUAUAUGAAAAACUAGUCAUAUUUAUUCAGUUUAUCAGCUUGAAGUUUGUUCAUAAUUAUAUUAUAAUCAAAAACAGUUCAAUCUUAAUGCUACCACUUUUAAUGUUUCCAUUUAUUGUUUCACUUAUUUCUUUUAUCCUUACAACACUUUUGUCUCUCAUUCCAUUUAUAGGCUUUCAGAUGUAUGGCUAUGAUAAGUUUUGCUCUGUGCACAGACACAAUCUCCCACAGUUCAUCACUGCUUAUGCUAAAGCAAACAGAUUUAAAUUACCAGGUGUGAAACGUAGAAACUCACUUCGUCAUUGGUGUGCUUCAUCUAUUCCUCUGGCAUAUUCAUAUGUGCAACAACAUUAUUGGGAUGUAGGUUUUCUGAGGUACUAUCAUUGGAAGCAGAUACCUAAUUUUCUUCUAGCAUUUCCCAUGGCAGUUAUAAUUCUUUAUUAUUCUGUAAAAUAUUUGAACGAGAAUCGGCAGCAUUUUUUGUGUUCUUUGAUGAGUGUUACGAGGCACAAAAAGGAUGAGGAGAAGGAGAAAGUUAGUACGAAAUCAAAAUUUUGUGCAGCAAUGUUUGUGUUUAUUGUUCAUGCAUUAUUUGUGACAUGUUUUUGCAUUUUGUGCAUCCAUGUUCAAGUGACCACCCGCCUGGUGGCAUCGGCCAGUCCCAUAUUGUACUGGUUCACUUCGAGCGUGUUUCCGAGCUGUGGCGGAAGUGCCCCUUCUGACAGGCUAGCAGCUCAUUUGAGUUGCAACACCAAGAGCAGGUCGUCAAAGCAGUUCAGGCCGGAGGUGGUGGAAACAACAGCCAACUUGAACAGUUGGUGGAAAGUUUUUAUUUUGUCACGUAGCUCCUUGCCCAUCAUGGCACGUGUUGUGAGAGUGUAUUUCUUUUUUUAUUUGGUAACAGGAACUGUUUUGUUUUCAAAUUUCUAUCCAUGGACAUGAUCGCUGUCAAUGGCAUCGUGAGUUUGGAAAGCAUUAUAUGACAUGGGUUUCACAUUGCACAGCCAUGCACAUUUAGGCUGCAAGAUAAAAAACAGUUGUUUGUAUAACAUAUAGAAUAAAUUUAAAUAAUAUUUAGAUAUAUAUAUAUAUAUAUAUAUUACAUGUAAAACAGAAGGAAAAAAUCUGUGUUUAUUUAAAAUUCUUACUUUUAUGUUGUAACUGUUUCUUUAAUCAAGAAUCUAAGAGAUAUUCACUUGUGUUUAUCACUAUGAAAUUGUAACUUUAGUGUUGGUUGAUUGAAUUUCAAGAACCACAAUGAUGGUGAAAAUAUAAGUAAUAAAAUUAGUAAAAAAAAAUAUUUUGUGUUUUAUGUAAAGAUUAUGAUUUUAAUAUAUUUCAUUUUUAUGUGUAUGGUUUGUUUAUUUUAAUUUUGUUCUGCUAAAAUAAUAUAAAUUAAAAAAAAAGUAAUUUUUAAAAACAAAUGGUAGUAACCAAACAGUGGUUAGUCAAAUAGGAAUUGAAAGCAGUAAGGUGUGCAUUACUUUUAACCUCAUUAUUUGAUAUUUACAUGGCACUCUCUUUAACUUUUUAAGUGACUUCACUUGUAUAAAAUAUAACAAAAAAUUUAUUGCAUUUCUUUUGCUUAGUAAUUGGUACAGCCACAUUUUUUUACAACUUUUUCAAUGUACAACUAAGGAUAAAAAACUGUAUUGCAAGAUUGAAACUUUUCAGGUUCAUAUUCAAUGCUACUGGCAAAUUCAUGAUUUAGUUGAAAUUUCUUCCAUAGAGUUAUUUAUUUAUUUUUUAAAAAUUUUGUUUGGAGUUUUAAACACUUAACAUUUUCACGAUUUUUUUACUUUUAUGUAAAGGAAAAAAAAUUUCUCUGAAGGAACUUCCAGCCUUUUUAUGUCACAGGGUGAUCCAGGAAUAGUCAUGUGGUUUUAAAUAUCCAUGUAAAUCAUUUACUAGCCUGGGAAAUACAUGUUAAUACAGGCAAUGUAAAUGAAAUGGUUAGAAAAGGCUUGUCCUCUGUUACUUACUUACUGUGCCAUGCACAUUGUGAUUGGGUACAGUCAUUAAGUUGUGUUGCUGUUGUUUCAAAUAUUUUGGAGCAAAGCAUAUAAAGAUGAAUUCAGUCUGUGAUAAAGCCUCAGAGUGUGGCAUAAGAAAUAUCACUUUGUACAUACUUGCCGGGCUUUUUGUUACUGUGUAAAUUUUUUGUUAUGUCAAUAAAGAAUAAUUUAAUGUCAGUAUGUGCAACGCUAAGUAAUUAUGCCAGUGCCAGGAAAAGGAGAUUAUAAGUUUUGUGAGGAAUCAGAGAAUUCUGUUUGUGGGUUUUAGAAUUUAAACAUUGGUCCCCUUUCAUCAUCUACUUCUAGUUUGAGAGUAGAAAGUGUACAUCUUUGUAUAGCUAAAUGGAAAAAAAAAGUUUCUCUAAUUUUUUACCUGUUGAAAGAAAACUUGGUGCACACAGUGUGUGAGUGAGAUGUUAGCUUCAGUGAAAGAGACAGAGCAUCAACAAUCAUCUAUCAUCUAGCUGAGGAAAAUUUAAAGUCUUGAAAUACAGGCUUGAAUUUGGGAACAGUUAACAAUCAAAUUAUCAAAAACUUUCUACUGAUAGAGGGAAAACCUGUUCAAAAACAUACAAUGAUAUCUUCACGAAUUCAUUUUGCACCUGGCUGGAUGAUAGUUAUGUGCCAGAUUUUAUUCUUCAUUUUCUGAAUUCUUAUGAGAUGUCUCUCUUGUUCUUUUGAACAAGUUUAUAAUUUGGUCACUCUUUUGCUAAUUUUUUAUGAUGGCAUAGGUUUAUAGAAGCUUUGUCUAAAGAACUGUCUGCAGUACAGUUUUCAAAGUAAUGUAAAGUUAUAAUAAGUACCUAUUUAAAGCAAACAUGUGAUCAAAUGAAGCAGAGAGAGGAAAUUGAAAUUAUUUUAGCUACAUACAAUGUGUAAUAAAGAAAAAAAUCAGGAUGUUAUAAUGACAAAAUGUGUUAUGUAAAUUGUCUU
Messenger RNA from Bacillus rossius redtenbacheri, 4166 nucleotides. It is a transcript of the gene PIG-V, whose product is annotated as GPI mannosyltransferase 2. Gene Ontology annotation, molecular function: alpha-1,6-mannosyltransferase activity; GPI mannosyltransferase activity. NCBI's taxonomy places the organism in Eukaryota, Metazoa, Arthropoda, Insecta, Phasmatodea, Bacillidae. The record is from RefSeq and is a predicted model, not a curated record. Gene Ontology annotation, biological process: GPI anchor biosynthetic process. The coding region runs from base 562 to 2160 and encodes 532 amino acids. Gene Ontology annotation, cellular component: endoplasmic reticulum membrane; mannosyltransferase complex. The transcript has 4 exons.